Prunus avium (sweet cherry) is the source of this 813-nucleotide messenger RNA. RefSeq lists its product as uncharacterized. NCBI's taxonomy places the organism in Eukaryota, Viridiplantae, Streptophyta, Magnoliopsida, Rosales, Rosaceae. The record is from RefSeq and is a predicted model, not a curated record.
AUGGAGGUAGACCGAGCAAACUCCUCACUUUUUACCACCGAAAUUGAGCAGGCUGCUCCCCCGAAACGAUUCUCAACGCCCUCUUUCACAUGCUUCAAAGGGGAUUCCGAUCCUGAAAGUCAUCUGAAGCAUUUCAAAAGCGUUAUGAUCCUCCACAAGGUUGAAGACGCAUUAAUGUGCAAAGUGUUGGCAAUGACUUUGCUAGGAGCAGCUCAGGACUGUUUCUACACCCUGCCAUUCGGGUCGAUCAGCAGCUUCAAGGAGCGUGCUUAUGUCUUCACCAAGGAAUACACUUCUUACCAGACGAUUAAGAAGAACCCUGACCAUCUGUUCAACUUGCACAAGAAGUCCGACGAAUCCCUCCGAGACUACAUCAAGAGGUUCAAGGCGGAGAGGGCAAAAAUCGUAGGAUGUGAUGACCAAGUUGCAUCCUCUGCCUUCAAGAGGGGUUUGCCAACUGAGUGUGAGCUGUAUGGUGAGCUGACCAUCUCUCCCUGCCAAACAUUGGUAGAAGUUUUCGCAACAGCAGAGCACUACGCACUUUGGGAUGACGACCGAAUUGCCGCAAAGAAGGCUGCCAAGCAAGCCGAUCAACUGGCUGAGCAGGCAAGCCAAAGGAACGGCAACAACAAGGAUGAAGGCAAGCGCAGAUCACAGCCUGAAGGAGGUACUCCAGCAACUGAGAGCUACACCAAGUUCACUAUCCUGAUUCACCAGAUCCUAGCCCAAGGAAGGGACAUGCCUUGGUUGAAGAAACCAUCGCCUUUGAAGGGAAACCCAGCCAAGAAAGAUACCAGUAGAUAUUGCGCAUGA